UCUUCUUCCAGGGCCGGCCCGCCCUCCUCGCCUGAACUCUGCAGGGACGCUGUCCUGGAUUGGCCUCAGGUGGCACAGCCCCGCAAAGAACGACCUGAUCUAAUUAGGAAGUUAUUUUCAGUGCUUCUUUGAUUCCUCCUCCUGGACCUAAGAGGGUUACAGAGUCCUGAGGUUCACUCUGUGCCUGCAGAGUCACGGCAGCCUGGAUGAGGGCCAUCUCGAGCCUCCUGCAGCUGCAGCCCGAUCGUCUUCUGUGCGGUUUCCUGUCCUGAGGAGAAGGACUGCAGACCCCUUUGAGGAGCUCUGAGGGGUGGAUCGGCAGUGGAUCAGUCUUUGGUCUCCUGGGAGCACAGCCAUGGGGAACCACGGCUCGAGCCUGGACGACAUCCUGGCAGAGGACAUGCACCGCUGGUACAACAAGUUCAUGAAGGAGUCUCCGUCGGGCCUCAUCACGCUAUUCGAGCUGAAGGCCAUUCUGAACCUGAAGGGCAUGAACGAGGACGCCAACCGCUACGUGGACCAGGUCUUCUUCACCUUCGACAUGGACGGGGUGCGUUCCACACGCUCAAACAUGCAGGACGGUUACAUCGACUUUGUGGAAUACAUCGCAGCCAUCAGCCUGAUGCUAAAAGGAGAAAUCAACCAGAAACUAAAGUGGUACUUUAAACUGUUCGACCAGGACGGCAACGGAAAGAUCGACAAGGAAGAGCUGGAGACCAUCUUCUCGGCCAUCCAAGACAUCACACGGAACAGAGAAAUUGACCCUGAGAAAAUCGUCUCGCUCAUAUUUGAGAAGAUCGACGUGAAAGGAGAAGGUGAGAUGACCCUGGAGGAGUUCAUCGAAGGAGCCAAAGACCACCAAGAUAUCAUGGAGAUGCUGAGAAAUCUGAUGGACCUGACACCGGUCUUGUUGAUCAUUAUUGAGGGCCGGACAGCAAACAAUCAAUCAGAGCAGUGAAAGCAGUGGGCUGUGAUUGGCCUUCUGAGAGCCGGCCCACCUGUGGACAGGUUGAACAAUCAGACAGUACACAGUGGAGGCUGGGGUGGAUUUUCAUGGGAAUCAGACCACGGUGGACAGACUCUGUGAGCUGCAUCUGCCACUCAUCUCCUGCUGUGGGUAUCUCCACCCACACCCCCGAUUCCUCCUCAAGGAGCAGGAGUUUGGUGUUGUCAUGAAACCAGCAUCAGUGGAAACAUCUUCAUAUUCCUUUGCCAGAGAACCUCAUUUCAUUCAAGUUUUUUGCCAAUUUUAGACAUUAUUUAUUCAGACAAAAUGUUUUUUGUGCAUUAGAUGAUACCUGAUGCUCAAUUUAACACCAGAAUCCAUAAUAAUAAAAUCUGGCAGCAGUAACAAUUUAAAUUCCUCUAAGUUGUCAGAAAAAAACUUUUUUUAGUCAAAGCUGUUUUUUUUUUCCAUAAAUAUUGAGUUUAGUUUAAGUCUCACUUUCUGCAGUGCAUCAAUUUUCUGUCAAAAAACCACAACAAUAUUCAAUAACCUCCAGACAGCAGGACACAGCGAAAUCAUCUGAACUGUGGCUCGAUGUCUGAGAACGCUGCUUUAGCUGUCCAUAUGCUAACAGCUUUAGUAACACUGACACAGUGUUUGGGAGAAAGGGAGGUUAUCUCACAGUGCUGCUGAUCCUCUUAAUGCUGCCGAAGGAUUCAGAUUCUUCCUCUACAGAACGCUUCGCCAUAAUUCACAAGGUUCACGUCUGAGGACAGACUAAAGGUUUCAAAUAUCCUGCAGCAGUGAUGAGUUUAACAUCCAAUCUGUGGAUCGAUUAAGCCGCUUUCCAUUUCUGUCAGAGUGAAGCGGUGCAUUCAGGGACCAAUGCUGCUCUGUCAGCUCCUCAGGCAGCACAGAGCCACUAAAGCCAGGACACACUAGGGCAGGGGUGCCCAAUACGUCGAUCGCAAUCUACUGGUCGAUCGCAAUCUACUGGUCGAUCACAAGAGGAGUGCAGGUAGAUCGCAUGGAACUCCCAGUGAAGUUGGGGAAAAAAUGUAGAUCGCACGGCACCCUAUGUGCAUUUAACCACGCUAGCUUUGCUUUAACCACUUUAACAAGCUGCCGUGUCACAAAGCUAGCCUCCAGUUUGUUUUAAACAAAACUGAAGAAAUGAAAGGCUAUAAAAAUGUGUUCUGUAGCCGGUCCAAAUAAGAAACCCAAAACUUACCACUUCCAUAUGGAAUGGGAGGAGGAUUUUUUUUUCUCAUGAUGUCAUAAUUUAAGUGCGUUUGCCUCAUCUGUCGGAGCGCCAUUGCUAUUCCAAAGAAGGGAAACGUAGAGCGGCAUUUUCGGACUGUCCACAAAAACUAUGACAUUGACUUUCCUCAUUGGACUAAGGUAACAAAAAUGAAUGUACACAGUUGAAUUGUGCAAUGUGGGUUAAUGCAGUUAUGCAAGACAAGCUAAUAUGUGUUAUAGAUGAAAUUUAAAUUCAAUUAAAAUAUACUUUAUCCUAAAAGCACAAAAUAUGCAAAAAUAAUAAUCUAAAUAAUAUAAAAUAAAUAUGCGUUUUGCAUUUUUAUUGUGGGUAGAUCCUUUUGGCUUGGUCAUCUUUCAAGUAGCUUGCAAGCUGAAAAAGUGUGGGCACCCCUGCACUAGGGCAUCCCAGGGGAUGGAGAGUGAUCAUCUCACUAACAGUGGAAGAGUAAGUACUUUUACUCAAGUCCUGUGCUUUACCUUCCUUUUACACCACUGCCUGCUGCACAAAGUUAUUUUGCACAUGUUAUUAAUGGAGAAGUGAACACCAACACGUCUGUUCAGAGGGAUAAAUUUAGUGACAGAAACCAAAACGACUCCAUGACAAACUCAUGAAGUUGCAUUUCAGAAGAACUGCACAAGUAUUUCUACACUGACUUCAGUCUCUUUUUAAGGAACAUCACCUUCUUCCAACUCUAAUCAAAGGGUGAGUAAUUUAAUACUUUAUGAAAACAUGCUGUCUUUGAUUGAGAUUGUAGGAAAACUUUUUGCAAUGUUGUGGACCAGUGCACAUUUCCACCAUUUUCGAGUGGAAACCUGAGGAUGCAUCAAUGAUGAAGGAUGGUGCACAGUCCAUAACAGAUGCUGAAAUAUGCAAUAUGUCCACUGAUUUUGUCACUGUUUGUAUAAUAAAACAAGCUUUUUGUUGGUUGCAGCAGAAAAAAAAACCUAUUGGGUUCUGACCCAGUUUAUCUUUGGUUGUAGGCACACGAACUGAAAUAGAAGCCUUUCUAUUGGUGGAAAUGGUAUCUGAGAGUGAGUGGAGUCCAAGCAGGCAGAGAGCUGCUCAUCAUAAUUCAGCAACUUGUAGGCAGAUCUGAAAUCUUUACAGUGGUCUACACUUCAGGCACAAGAGGUCCCGGCUGCAUAUCACGUUUGAGCCCCCAAAUAUGUUAUAGCCUGGGGCUGGGCGAUAUGGACCACAAAUAAUAUCUCAAUAUUUUUUAGCCAAAUUGUGAUAUAUGCGAUAUAUAUCUUGGUAUUUUUUCUUCCCAAAGGUAUAAACAAAAAAGCACUUCUGGGUCAAAGCUACAUGUCCCAAGUGUCACACAGACACUUUUAUUAGCAUUCAGCCGGGGUCUGAAAAGUCACUAAAUCUAGCAACAAAAUUGCUAAGUUGGCAACACUGGGUCAGACGGACACAGUAUGAAGGUUGUAUGUACACAAAACACGGCGACAGCGGAGGAUUUCAGGUCUCCAAAACUCUCCAAAAGUUGCCGAUGUCACCGCAAUAGAGGAGGUUUAUGAUGGAUGUUGGAUGGUUUGUGUAUCAGCGACCUCAUAGGGUGCUAGCCCAAAUUAAAGGUGCGCAAACACAGGAUACACACCAACAGCAGGGUCAGUAUGGGGUGGUCAGCAGUGACAAAAACAGUAGAGACACUUUUAGGCAGGACUUUGUAUUUAGCCACUUCUGUAAAAUAGAUGAGAAAUUAGCUAAAUUUUACUCAACACUGCAAUAAAUUCAGAAGAAAAGGAUAAAAUGUUAUGAUAGUGCUGUUCACAGCAGGAAACACUGGAAAAACACAGAGUGGGGACGGAGGUGACGGCAUGCAUUACCAGAAAUCAGUUUUAUCGAUCAUCACUUCACUGAUUGUCGGCAUAGAUAUCGAUUCAACCACACAAAUCGGGAAGUUCUUUAUGAUCUGCGUUUUCCAGUGUGCCCUCUAGUGGACUGUCCCAGUAACACACACAGUACAAGUUUAUAGGACAUUCACACCUCCGGCCUUUAGUCUGGUUUUGUGCAACUGGGCGCUAGAUUGAAUGCAUGCCUCGAGUGUUUUAAAUGUUUUUAUUUUCUUGAUGACAUAUGUGAUGAUGUCAGGAGGACCAAAGGGAGCGUCUGAAGAUGUCUGAACAAUGAACUCUCAGCAGUUAGUCAUACAGGUUAGCAUUAUGCUAACGGUGCUUAUUCUGAGGUUUUUACAGUGAAAAUGUGUUCCAUAAAGCAUUGUAAUGGAAACCACUCGUGUUUUAUGCUGCCUUAUCAAUAAAGUUUUUAAGCAGA
Molecule: messenger RNA, 4490 nt
Organism: Archocentrus centrarchus (flier cichlid)
Lineage: Eukaryota; Metazoa; Chordata; Actinopteri; Cichliformes; Cichlidae
Product: guanylyl cyclase-activating protein 1-like
Exons: 4
Coding region: 356-958 (200 amino acids)
Molecular function (GO): calcium sensitive guanylate cyclase activator activity; calcium ion binding
Source: RefSeq, a predicted model, not a curated record